Messenger RNA from Sceloporus undulatus (fence lizard), 2634 nucleotides. RefSeq lists its product as uncharacterized. The transcript has 2 exons. Lineage: Eukaryota; Metazoa; Chordata; Lepidosauria; Squamata; Phrynosomatidae. Bases 642 to 1436 code for a protein of 264 amino acids. The record is from RefSeq and is a predicted model, not a curated record.
UACGUUGGCAUCUCUCCAGAGGGUCAGUGUGCUGCAAUGGUCUGAGUGUUGAAUCAAGAACUCGGGAGACCAGAGUUUGAAUCCCUUCUCAGCCAUGGAAAACCACUGGGUGAUCUUGGUCAGUUUUGGAGCAAUGUAGGUCACAGUAGCUCAGGAGUCCUGAACAGAGAGGCCUUCCUCUGCUGUAACCCUAUAAAAGUCUGGAGCAGAACAGCCAAGGAUGUCAUAGAGCACCUGCUGAAGCUUCUAGAACAAAGAAGAGCCAGAGUGGGACCAGAGGCAGCAUCGCAGGCUGAGGGCUAGUGGUCAUCUGGAGGGACUGGUGUCCAGACCAGGGCCAUGAGUCCGGCUGGCUGUAAAUAGAAAAAAGCGGAGUUGAGAGGGUCUACCCUCCAUCUAGACAGCAGGGCAGCCAAGACAACCAGCCUCAGCCACGAUGCAAGGAAUAGAACGCCUUCCAGAGUGUGGGACCCAAGAAGCAUAGUGUAAGUAUCAGCCCUCGUGUUUCCAUCACCUGCAGCCUUUUAGAAGAGAGACAGAGAUUGCCCCAGAAGCAGGGAACGAGGGACAAGUGGGGAGACCUGCCUUGGACUGCUCUCCCAAAGCCCCAAGUACUAAUUUAGCAGCCAUUAAGCGAAAGGAUGGACGAAUCCCAAACACCAUUUGACUCGGAGUCCCCUGGGAAUGAGGAAAUGCUCGGCGCUGAGGAACAGAAAUGCUGCAACGAAAUCAAUGAGGACCACAGCGGGACGACUCAGUUGCAGGAGAGCGGAGAUGCGGCGCCAGCGACAGAGCAAGGGGCUAAAAGCAGAACGGCUUCCGGGAAAUCUGUGCUGAGCCAGUCCCUGCAGACGGAGAGUGAGAUUUUCCAGCGGAAAGAACUGACAGACCAGAGUUUGCAGACAGAGAUUUGUGGCAUUGCAAACAGCAGCGUAAUCACUCUGAGGAAAGAAUCCCACUGGAGUAACCCUGAAAUCCUUGGCCAAGAGUCGCAACACGGCAGCCAACCAUCUGCCCUUUGCCAGGAUGGCCAGAGCCAAACCUCUUUCCAGGUGAAUUCGGGCCAGAUGGUUUUUCCCAGUGAACCCCAGCCAACGGAUUCAUGGAGGCAGCCCAGUCAGCCGCCCGCUGUACAGGGAUCUCCUCAGACCAUUCACUGGACAGAAGGCCAAGAGUCCAGGACUGGUCUGGAGUCCAGCCAACAACCAGACGAUGAAAAGGCUAAGCCAAAAACCAAGCAGUAUAGGGAAAAAGGCAAAACUAUGGUCGACCAGGUUCAACAAACAGAGAAUGUGGGGAAAGUGCUCUCUGAAAAGGGUCUACAGACAGAUUCCUCUGGAAGUGGACAGACUGGCAAAGCGGUUGAAUUGCCAGGUCCUGACAACCAGCAAACCCUACAAGGAAGGGACCUGGACUUUUUAUUCCAACUAAGUUGAAAGAUCCCUGCCCCGACAGCCAGCCGCUUGAAGAACCCAAAAUCUGUAGCAAUAUCCUUCCAAGAUAAAGGCUGGAUUCCCAUCUUGGAAGCAAGCAAAGCGACACUCAGGAACUCCACUGUGGUCCUUCAGGAGCAGGAGCUGCAAGGAUUCAGCUGGAGAUUCUCAUAGGGACCGCAAGCCAAUUGUCUCAAGAACUGUAUCAUGGCAGUCUCCCAAGUGAGAUGGUAAAACCUGAACCUGAUACUCAGCAACCCCUGGAAGAAUACCGCCAGAGCAGCCUCUCUUUAGAACGGCAAGAAUGCCAUCGUCUUUAUGGAGAGAGAACGGGGCAGGACCCUUGGCACGGCCGUCAGAUGUCUCCAGAGAUGGAAUAGGUUUUGAAUGUGAGCCCAAGUCCUCCCCUGGUUUUGCUGGUCAGACCGUGUUGCCAAAGCAAAAAGCUCAAUUUGCUCAGCAGCAGGCAUAGAGCAUCAUUUUGUUAGAGGGAACUACUUGGCUAAAUAGAGAAGCUGGGACACUAAUGACAAACCAGCGCCAACAGACCCAAGACAGCCGGCUCCAGAACAACAGGGAGAAAACUAGAAGCCCCAUCCUGGCUCUUUGCUGGAACAGAGUCCACAGGAUUUGCUGACCAACAGAUAAGCGAAGGCUGGCAGCCGUAGGGAUGAGCCACGCAAGGGACCUGGGAUGCCAGAGGGAUCGGAUGCGAAUCCCUUGAGAGAAACUGGAGACCUCUGAUAACCAGCUGGCCCUGGUUCUGGCCCAUCGGUCCCAGGAAUCUGGCUGGCCAUAGAGCGAGAGUAAGGCCCUGGAAACAUGAGAAGCAGAAUAAAAGUCGAGAAAAACCCUAUGGAUUUUGUGGUUCAUUUCUUUCCAUGUCAAUUAAUUCAUUAUUGGUAGCAUUACACCAUUUCCUCACAUUGGCGGAGAAGUAAGGUAUCUAUAUAUACACAUGUGUAAGUGACAGGAAUGAAUGUGCGAUUUCAGGUGUUGGCUGUGUAUGGCUAUGCUAUGUAUGAUCCAGUUGUAAUGUCUGGUCUAAUGCUGAUGUAUGGUUUCAACUGGAGGGAAUGCUCUUCUGUGUCAGAACUCCCCUGCAUUCAUAUAUUCAUUGGUCAUUUAUAUAUUCAUUUGGGGAUUCUGUCAGAGGGAUUAUUAGUUUAGGGUUUUGUUUAGAUAUUAUUUGAUUAAGGAC